Messenger RNA from Oncorhynchus kisutch (coho salmon), 6649 nucleotides. It is a transcript of the gene tnfsf10l, whose product is annotated as TNF superfamily member 10, like. Gene Ontology annotation, cellular component: membrane. The coding region runs from base 504 to 1469 and encodes 321 amino acids. Lineage: Eukaryota; Metazoa; Chordata; Actinopteri; Salmoniformes; Salmonidae. The transcript has 6 exons. The record is from RefSeq and is a predicted model, not a curated record. Gene Ontology annotation, biological process: immune response. Gene Ontology annotation, molecular function: tumor necrosis factor receptor binding.
AAAAAGUAUCAUUCAUUUCAAAUACACAUUUCCAUAGCCAUACUAACAAUAAAAUAGACGAUUGCCAAGGGAAAGUUCAAAUAUUUAAUCAAGGCUCAGUUUCCUAGAGUUUUGGCUAAAUAUUUGUCCUAUUCUGUUCAGUGCAGUGGCCUCUCUCAGGAGGUAACUGAGAGGUUAACACCACGCACGCAUUGCUGUUUUGAAGGAACUGGAGCGGAGGCAGGCUGCGCACACUCUCUGUCUGCAGGAUUGGAACGUGGUUACCCCAGUCAACUUUCUCUCAAGUCGUCGGGGCAAAGAGGAAGAAAUACGAGGAAUAGGAUAAACGACUGGAGUGGUUACCCUCCUUCUCCUCCUCACACGGUAAAUUGAAUGAAGGGGCUCUUUCCGACUCGAAAAGCAUGGGACAAGCUCAUGUAGCCUGGGCAUUGUUUUAAUAUACCCGUCCCGUCCUUGACUUCGUUGUUGUUUUUGACGGAUACACAUGUGUCGGGAAUGCUACCAUGGCCACGCCGAACAGCCUUCAGCAGCAGCAGGAUUACUUCAGAAGCGUCAGCAACGAAUCCACAACGUAUAUGAUGGUCCCGGCCACGGCAAACACGCGUCGCGAUGCCGCGCCAUCCAAGAUGUGGAUCGCAAUGGUGGUGAUUGUGGUGAUCGUUCUACAGAUUGCCUCGACCACCGGACUUUUCGUGUACCUGAAUAUGUCAAUAUCACAGGUGCGUAGCCAGGGUGUAACAGAGGAGCUGAAGUGUCUCAGUCUGUUAAAUGCUCUGGAUAAAGACCAAGACAUCCCAGAGAACCUGGCUCAGCUGUUUGGAGAGCCCUGCAUCAAACUGGCCGAGGGCAUCAAGGCCUACAUCUCUAAGGUGACAGAGAACAUAAUCUCAAAGCAGACGUUUCAAGAAGCGAGAACGUUACCUCACACCUUCAACACUUCGGGGUCAAAGUUCGCUACCUCUGUGCCCCAGCGGCCGUCAGCCCACCUGACCCUCAGAGACAGCAGCACUCAAGGGUCUCCCGUGUAUCCCACCCCCCAGCCCGACCUCCACCAAUCAUGUCGCCACCCAGUCCGCUCGUGGACCAAUCAGAGCUUCGGAGCCCACCUUCACAACAUGACCUUAGCCGAUGGGAGGCUGCGUGUGCCCCAGGAUGGGCGUUACUACAUGUACUCUCAGGUCUACUUCCGCUACCCGUCGCCCAGUGAAGGGGACCAGCCAACAGCCAGUCACCAGCUGGUCCAGUGUGUCUACAAGAAGACGUCCUACCUGCGGCCCAUCCAGCUGUUGAAGGGCGUAGGCACUAAGUGUUGGGCCCCAGAGGCGGAGUACGCCCUCCACUCUGUCUACCAGGGAGGGCUGUUUGAGCUGAGGGCCGGGGAUGAGCUCUUCGUCUCUGUCUCUUCCCCCACCAUGGUUCAUGCAGAGGAGUCAUCAAGUUAUUUUGGGGUGUUCCGUUUGGAUCUGUAAAGAUGGAUGGAGGAGAGAGAGAGGGGAGACCACUGCCAGAAGAGGGUAUGGGGUGGGAUGAAAAGGAUAGGGUGAGGAACGGAGGCAGCGUGAGGACACUGCCAGAGUUAGGAAUUAGGGGGUGAAAGGAGGGAUUUAGAGGAGAGGAGGAGGGAAGGGUGAGACCCCAAGGACUAACUCUCCCAUUCUUUCCAAAGUGAAUUAUAAAUAGAUCUGUAGAUUCUACAUGUGAAGGAGGGAGUUAUGAACCUGAAAACAUUGGAUGGACACAGAGGAUCAAAAGACAGAAGAAUGUAAUUCAUUUAUAAUUCACAUCAUAUAAUGUGGAACUAUGGAACAGAAUGGUAGCAGAAAAGAAGAAAUGUAUGUGAUAGCCAAGAGUGGUGCAGUAUGCUCGCUGUAUCUGUGCCAUUUAUACACACAUUACAUACUGACUGUAAUAGAAAGGAGUUGAGCACAGAACUAGAGUUACAUUCUAAUCAUUCUAUUUCUGUGAAGUUGACUGUCUGUUCCAAAGGUUCUAACUGGACAUUCGGCGGUUUGGGAAAUUAGAACAAAUGCUAAUAUGUUGUAUACAAGACCAUUUAGAGAAAUAAGAAGAGUGGAUGACUUUUGCUCGCUGCAUUGUUGAGGACUUUUAAACUUUGGAUGUAAGACAGUUUGGAAGAGGACUGUUUUGUUGUUGUUUAAACGACAUUGGACACUGUUGAACACAGUUAUGGAUUGAACAAAGGAGAAGAAGAGGAGGAUAAGGAAAGGGCAGAGGAAUGGAACAGACAGUACAAAGAAAGGACAGAGAGAGCGAAAGAGGGGUAUACGGCCCUACCAGUCUCUUAAGUAAACUUGUCUCUUGCUCUCUUUCUUUCUCUCUUAUCUCUCUCUCUGGAAUCUCUCUCUCUGGAAUCUCUCUGGUCUCCACCUGUCUGUCCAGUGUAACCUGUGGAACAGCAUACUGACGCCGGGAAACACAUACACACACACACACACACACUGUCGGACCUACUUUAAGCCCAUGCCAGUCAGCAACAAUUGGCAGAAAGUAAACACACUUUAAUCUAAACACAAACCAUACACAGUACAUCAUGGCUCCCUGCCCUACAGACACACUUCACUUCUCUCUCUGAGACACACACACACAACGCCUCCCUUUGUCGUCUGGUAAUUGUCAGUGCACAAGCGGAGGCUGUGUGUGUGUGUGUGUGUGUCUUCAGUGUUCAUUGGCUCCGUGGUUGUCCCGGAGGAAAGGUUAAACAAACAUACAGUAGGGUUUGUUUGGGUGCGCGCCUGCCAGCUUUGUAUUCUUUGUUUUACAGAGAAACAUGCAACACACACAAACACGUUCUCUCUCUCAAAGAGGAACACGAAAUACACCCACACACACAGUCAGACACACGAGAGGGACGCCGCGGAACACGAGACACAUGCAGAAAAACACACAAACACACAGACACACAAGAGUGACUCCGCAGAACACGCAACACAUUCAAAUGCAUAGAUAUACACAUGAUAGGGACUCCGCAGAACACGCAACACAUUCAAAUACAUAGAUAUACACAUGAUAGGGACUCCGCAGAACAUGCAACCCACACACCCACACUCUCUCUCUUACACAUACACACAUAACACACAAAACUGGGUGACGAUUAACCACCUCUUCCAAGAAUCUGUGGUGGGUUGUAUCUGUGUUUAUAGUGUAUGUACAGGUGUAGGAUCUUAAUUUGAUCCAGCUAAUGCAGGAACAUAAUCCUGCAGCAACAGUAAAUGUGAAUUAUUCUAAUUAUAUUGUAAUUCUUGGACAUUUUUGUGGGGGGUUUUUACAAACUUCAGAAGUCUUUUUAAACCUCAAAUACACAACAAUUUAGACAUUUCCUGCACCCGCAAAUUAAGAGCCUCCAUCUGUAUAGUUCUUAUACUGUGUAAACUUGAGGGAGAGGGUGGAGACACUCAGUGAACCAUAAAUUGUUAGUUUUUUUUCACAAGUGUGACAGCUGUCUUUAUUUGUUUGGUUGCUGUUUUAAUCCUGUCACUUCCCAAAUUUUUUUACUUUGAUCAAGUUUGCUCACUGGACCCUCGCUCACACAUAUAGACACUCCUACUAGUGGCAAAAAUAUCGUAAGGAGCCCCCAAAAAACACUACACCCCACUAACGGUACCAAGCCAUCUGCCAGUUAAGUUAAUUCCAAUAACUUUCCCAAAAUGUUGGAAGAUUGCUAGAAUUAGAAGGGAAUAAGCAGGAAACCCGUGAAUCCUAACACACUAGGCCAUUUAGCAGACACUAGCUGGCACAGCCACAAAGUCAUACAACCUUAAAUUAAGACACAAAAGCUCAUUUUAGUUUUCAUGCAUUUUUACAAUCUAGCCAAUUUUGACUUUGCAGCUGGCCUAAGGGGAAAUCGCUCAGUUCUGCCUCCAGGACAAGACUCAUGUCAACCUGGUACAUUUUCCUAUUAGUGACUCCAACGGGUAUAAAACCCAUUACCCUGGUAUUGCUAGCGUCAAUGUUUUACCAACUGUGCCACACAGGACCCCAACAUGUAUUUUUUUGAAAACCUGAGAAUUUGGGAAAAUAACUAAUUUUGCAACCGUAAACAAGACAGAAUAUGUUAUAGAUACAUUGUUCCCCAGCAUGUUCCUCUUUGGGUUGAUAUAUCAUUGUUGUUCUGUUUCAUACAGUGUAGUACAACACACACACACUCAACUCAUAUAGGCUUACAGCACACACACACACACACACAUUGGAGCUGUACGUUUAUUACAUAUUCAGUCCAGCAAAUACAAUUUAUUUACUUUGUAGCAUGUUGGUUAUGUGAAUUUGCCAUUUUUGUGUGUUACAGAACUGUGGUUCCCAAACUUUUUAUAGUCCCCGUACCCCUUCAAACAUUCAACCUCCAGCUGCAUACCCCCUCUAGCACCAGGGUCAGCGCACUCUCAAAUGUUGUUUUUUGCCUGCCACACACACACUAUGUGAUACAUUUAUUAAACAUAAGAAUGUGUGUGAGUUUUUGUCACAACCUAGCUCGUGGGAAGUGACAAAGAGCUCUUUUUAGGAACAGGGCACAAAUAAUCAUAUAAUAAUAAUCAAUAAUUUUGCUCUUUACAUAUAAAACCUUAUUUGCUCAUUGAAAAUUGUGAAUAACAACAGGUUAAUGAGAAGGGUGUGCUUGAAAGGAUGCACAUAACUCUGCAAUAUUGGGUUCUAUUGGAGAUAAUUUUCUACACAGUCUGUGCCUGUAUUUAGUUUUCAUGCUAGUGAGGGAAUCCACUCUCACAUAGGUACGUGGUUGCAAAGGGUAUCAGUGUCUUAACAGCGCGAUAUGCCAAGGCAGGAUACUCUGAGUGCAGCCCAAUCCAGAAAUAGGUGGCUUCAUUGGCUUCUGAUUUAAAUUCAAUUUUCACAGAUUUCGAUGAGGCUCUUUUAUUCAGAUAUCGGUAAGUGGACUGGAGGCAGGACAUGAAAGGGAUAACGAAUCCAGUUGUUUCUGUCAUCCGUUUUGGGAAAGUACCUGCAUAAUUGCACACCCAAUUCACUCAGGUGCUUCGCUGUAUCACAUUUGACAUUGUCCAUAAGCUUGUGUUCACACAAAAAAAUCAUACAAUGAUGGAAAGUCCUGUGUGUUGUCCGUGAUAAAGACAGAGAAGAGCUCCAACUUCUUAAUCAUAGCCUCAAUUUUUGUCCUGCACAUUGAAUAUAGUUGCGGAGAGUCCCUGUGAUCCUAGAUUCAGAUCAUUCAGGUGAGAAGAAACAUCACCCAGAUAGGCCAGUCGUGUGAGAAACUCGUCAUCAUGCGGUCAGACAAGUGAAAAGUAUGGUCAGUUAGGAAAACUUUAAGCUCAUCUCUCAAUACUUUGCCCCUUGAUAACCAGCGCACUUCUGUAUGUUGUAAAAGCGUUACAUGGUCGCUGCCCAUAUCAUUGCAUAGUGCAGAAAAUACAUGAGAGCUUAGGGGCCUUGCUUUAACAAAGUUAACCAUUUUCACUGUAGUGUCCAAAACGAUUUUUAGCUGUUAUGCAUUCCCUUGGCAACAAGAGCCUCUUAGUGGAUGCUGCAGUUUACCCAUGUGGUGUCGGGGGCAACUGCUUGCACGCGCGUUACCACUCCACUAUGUCUCCCUGUCAUGGUUUUUGCACCAUCAGUACAGAUGCCAACAUGAGCAGCAGCUACAUUCCACCGUUAGUGGAAUUCCCGCGAGAGAGUUAAUGUAAUUGGAUGUUAAUUAUUUGAUUAAGCUACCUGUAUUUGACAUUGUUGUUUUCGCUGAACACUAGGUGGUAAAAUUUAAUUUUUGGCUUUGAAACGAGGCUACUCAUGCGAGGGAAAAAAACUCACCAAAAUGUAUAGCCCCCGUUUGAAAAUCUAAAUGGACUGUUUGAAAAUGUGAAGAAGAAAGAAAUGGGGUCAAGGGGUAAUCGUUCCCAGUUUGGGAAUACCCGUUAUAGAAGAUUUGCACCUUGGGUCCUGUGUGUGUUUUUAUAUGUAAAUAUGGCUUUGAAAGCCUGAAUUGACACACUAUAAUCAUAAAUGUAAUCACUGCCAGAUACUAUGUUGGUUACUUUCAAAGUCUCUCCCUGUCCUCGAAAAAGAUACUGCGUGCAUUGUAACAGUUCAGUUGUAAAAUUAGAGGUUGUUUUUUUUUGUUCAUGGGAAUAUGGUUCGGUGAACUCUACGUGUGCAUGCGUGUACGCAUGGGUGUUGAGAGAGAGGUGUAGCAGCUGCACGUGUAAGGGACGGGUGUGAAAUGUGAUAAAGACAGAUCUUAUUCUACAUAGCUAUACUUCUCUCUCUCUCUCUCUCUCUCUCUGGUCUGUGUGUAUAAGAGAAACAGAGAGAGGAGAAAACCGUUAUAAAACCAAAGGGCACAUUCUUUUUUUAAGUAGUUUUUACAUGCUUUAACCACACGUUCUCUCCUAGGCUGUGUCCCAAAUCGCACUCUAUUCACAACUUCUGACCAGCCCACUAUUGGCCCUGAUCAAAAGAAGUGCACUGAAUAGAAAAUGGUGUGCCAUUUGGGAAACUAUCCUUUCCUAUUCUCCUUUUACAAAUGUUUUUCUGUUUUAUCUCGUUUGAUAAUGAUAGGCCACUUAUGGAACGUAUGUACAUGUAUACAUUGUAUUCUGAUGUUCCUUUGACUAGGAUGUUAAAUGUGUGUUAAAUAAAGUGCUGAAUAAUGGUAAUACUGUAA